Molecule: messenger RNA, 2532 nt
Organism: Rotaria sp. Silwood1
Lineage: Eukaryota; Metazoa; Rotifera; Eurotatoria; Philodinida; Philodinidae
Source: the annotation of a GenBank genome assembly
AUGUCGGACGAAUUUAGCAAUUUUACUAUUAGUUGUCAAAAAUUUAAAUGUUCAGCUCGUGGUCUUCUAUUACCAUUUGGUAUUGAAGCGUGUAUGUCAAUACAAUUACGGGCAGUAUUAUACUUUAUUUUUUUACUUUAUCUUUUUCUUGGUAUUGCUAUUAUUGCCGAUAUAUUUAUGUCUUCAAUUGAAACUAUAACAUCAAGAAGACGAAAAAUACGUUAUCCUGAUCCCGCAGAACAUGAUAAAUAUUUAACUGUUGAAGUUCGAAUAUGGAAUGAUACAGUCGCAAAUUUAACAUUAAUGGCACUUGGUUCAAGUUCACCUGAAAUUCUUUUAUCAAUUAUUGAAAUAAUUGGCAAUCGUUUUGAAGCUGGAGAGCUUGGCCCUGGAACAAUUGUUGGUUCAGCGGCUUAUAAUUUAUUAAUGAUUUGUGCAUUAUGUAUUUCGGCAAUUAAAGGGCCUGAUACAAGAAGAAUAAAAUUAUAUAGUGUUUUUAUGGUUACAUCAUUUUUUGGCUUUUUUGCUUACAUAUGGAUGUUCAUUGUCUUAUCGAUUAUAUCAAAAGAUGUUGUUGAUCUUUGGGAAGCUGUCAUUACAUUUCUCAUGUUUCCAUUGGUUGUCAUCAUAGCUUUUCUAGCUGAAAAAAACUUCUAUGCUUCAAACAAAAUUGACAUGGAAGAAGAGGAACAAACACUUAUAUUAAGUAUUCUUUAUGUUGUUGUCUUUUUUUUGCCUUUAGCACCACCAGAACAUGAUGAAACUGGCAGUCCACGUAGUUUUCGUAAAGAUGAACUUCUUCAAUUUUUACGUGAUCUUGGUCAAACAACAAAUUUAUCAUUAGAAGAUAAAGCACAGUUAUUUGCAGCUAAAUUAAGUGAAAGUAUGCAUCGAUCACGUAUGCAAUAUCGAAUUCAAGGUUCUCGAAUGCUUACCGGUGGCAAAUCUUUAUUUCUUAAUUUGCCUGACAAACUUCAAGAGAUUUACGAACGAGCUAUCAAACCACAACCAUUUGAUGGGUGUUUUCCGGCCGACCAUCAAGUUGGUGGUCGAAAGGCAACAUUAUCAAAGAUAGAUGUAAUUGAAGAUCCACGUAUCGCUAUACUUGAGUUUGCUUCAUCCAGUUAUGCUGUACUUGAACGUGAGCAGCGUGUAACUAUCGAAGUUGUCAGAUACGGUUUUACGAAUUCCGUUAUUCAUUUUCGACUGGAUACAAUUGAUGGCACAGCAACAGCUGGAGAAGAUUAUGUUAAAUUAUCCGAAGAAUUUAAAAUGGAACGUGGUCAACAAGAAAAACGAAUUACAAUACAUGUUAUUGAUGAUAAUCAAUGGGAACCGGAUGAAACAUUUUUUGUUAAAUUAUCAUUACCUGAAGGUGAAGAAACUCGUGCAAAAUUAGGUUCAAAAACAAUUGCACUCGUAACAAUUAUUAACGAUGAUGAACCGGGUUUUAUUGGAUUUGAAGAGCCAAUUACAUUAGUUAAAGAAAGUGUUGGUAAAGCAGAAAUCAAACUCGUGCGUGUCAAUGGUGCUGACGGUCGUGUCAGUGUACAUUAUCGAACAAAAGAUAUUGAUGCUGUUGCAAUAAGAGACUAUGAACCUGCACAAAGUGAAAUUAUAUUUGAACAUGGUGAAAUAUCAAAAAUAAUUGCUAUACCAAUUACAAAUGAUCUUGAAACAGAAAAAGACGAAAGUUUUGCUGUUGAAUUAUAUGAUCCAACGGGUGGUGCACAAUUAGGCAAACAUAUAAAGACUGUUGUUACAAUAAUUAAUGAUGAUGAUUAUAAAACAAUGGCAAAUCGAAUGGCAUCACUUGUUCAAGUUGAUAUGGAUAAAUUAAGUGUAACAAAAACAUCAUGGGGUCAACAAUUUCGUGAUGCUAUGAAUGUUAAUGGAGGUGAUUUAGAAACGGCUAAAGUUGGUCAUUAUAUAGGUCAUGCACUUGCAUUCUUUUGGAAGGUGCUUUUCGCUUUGGUACCACCUCCAGCAAUAGCUGGUGGUUGGUUAACAUUUUUUGUUUCACUUCUAUUCAUUGCUAUGCUAACAGCUGUUGUUGGUGAUGUAGCGGCUAUAUUUGGUUGUCUAGUUGGAUUAAAAGAUAGUAUAACAGCUAUAUCAUUUGUUGCACUUGGAACAUCAUUACCUGAUACAUUUGCAUCGAUGAUUGCUGCAAAAAAUUCUAAAACAGCUGAUGAUGCUAUUGGUAAUGUAACUGGAUCAAACAGUGUUAAUGUAUUUCUUGGUUUGGGACUUCCAUGGCUUAUUGCUGCUACCUAUUGGGAGUCAAAGAAUCUCCCAUUUACGGUCAAAGCUGGCGAUCUAUCAUUUAGUGUAUUAGUCUUUUCCGUGUGUUGUGUACUUUGUAUGAUUGUACUUAUUCUUCGUCGAUAUUUAGGCGUAUUUGGCAAGGCAGAACUAGGUGGACCAACAAUACCAAGAUAUUUAUGUUCAACCUUUUUUAUUCUUCUUUGGAUUGGAUAUUUAACAUUAUCCGGGCUUCAAGCUUAUGGACAUAUUAAAUGGCAGAGUUAA